This is a messenger RNA of Saccharomyces paradoxus, 1389 nucleotides long. It is a transcript of the gene LEO1, whose product is annotated as Paf1-complex subunit LEO1. NCBI's taxonomy places the organism in Eukaryota, Fungi, Ascomycota, Saccharomycetes, Saccharomycetales, Saccharomycetaceae. Gene Ontology annotation, cellular component: Cdc73/Paf1 complex; nucleus. Gene Ontology annotation, biological process: positive regulation of transcription elongation by RNA polymerase II; transcription elongation by RNA polymerase II. Bases 1 to 1389 code for a protein of 462 amino acids. The record is from RefSeq and is a predicted model, not a curated record. The transcript has a single exon. Gene Ontology annotation, molecular function: RNA polymerase II C-terminal domain phosphoserine binding.
AUGUCAUCUGAAAGCCUACAAGAGCAAUCACAGAAUGAGCAAAUUACCGAUAACCUCGAUGCCACCGCCAAUAGUAUAAGUAACGAGGAAACAGCUUUCUCACAAGAUGAUGAUGACAGGAAAGUCAACGGAAAUGAUGGUACUAAAGAAGAGGAAGAUGCAGAACUAGAUGAUUUAUUUGGAGAUGACGAUGAUGACGAUGACGAUAGUGACAGUAAGAAAUCAGACAUUGGAAAUAGUAAUAGUGAUAGUGAUGAAGAUGGCGACGAAGAGAGUAUCAACCAUAGAAGUCGUCAUAGAGAAAGUCUUGGGUUAGAUGAUGAUGAAGCAGAGGAGCAAGCCAUGUACACACGAAAAUUUUAUGGUGAGGAUGCUAAUGACUUUUCUGAUCAAGAUGAGACCACUCAUACUUUUAAAGAGGAGAAUGUAGAGCUUGUUAGACAUAUUAUACCAAGCAAAGCAAACAUUAAUGAAACGGCGUCUCAUAACGAGAUUUUCUAUGCCAGAGUUCCCAACUUUUUAACUAUCGAUCCAAUUCCUUUUGACCCCCCAAGCUUUGAAGCCAAAGUUAACGAAAGGACAAGCAAUUCAGCUUCUAGGGAGGACCAAUUAGACGACCGUCUGAUUGACGAGAAUACUGUUAGAUGGAGAUAUUCCCGUGAUAAAGACCAACAUGUCUUUAAAGAAUCAAAUACACAAAUAGUGCAGUGGUCAGACGGUACAUAUUCGCUAAAAGUUGGCGAAGAAUGUACAGAUAUAUUGGUCAACGAUACGAGCAAUACAUUCUUGACAGUAUCGCAUGAUCAACAAGAGUUAAUCCAAUGUUACGAGGGCGGUGAAAUAAAAAAAACAUUGAUGUUUAUUCCAACUUCCACGAAUUCAAAAAUACACCAAAAACUAAGUAAAGCUGUUAUAAGAAGGAACCAAAGACAAAACAAGGGUCCUGGAACAUAUAUUGUAAAUAUGGAUCCUGAAGUGGAGAAGAGGGAGUUGGAGAAAAAGCAAAGCCAGAUUUUAAGAGACAGAAGGAGAAGACAGCUCAAAGAAAAGGAGAAACAAGAAUCCCCAGAUGCCGCUUUUGAAACGGGAUUUAGAAAACAGAAUUCCCCCACUGCCUACGGAGCUUCUAGAAGAAAUGAAUACGAAGAAGAUGAUUUCUUAGUUGACGAUGAUGAAGAAGAGGAGGCUGGGUUUGACGACGACGAAGAUAAUGAGGAGGAAGAAGAAGAAGAAGAAGAGGAUGCGGAUGAAGAGAACGCAGCUCGUCUAAGAAAUUUGAAAAGAGAAGGAGCCGCGAUGUACAAAGAGGAGGAGGAAGAAGAAAAGGAUAGGAAUGAGACGAAGAGAAGAAGGGUUGCAGUCAUUGAGGACGAUGAAGACGAAGAUUAG